GCGGCUCCCUCCCACCCGGCCCUUGCCCUUGCCCUUGCGCGUGCGGAUGGAGCUGCGCUGCAGCGUGGCGGGCAGCGGCGGGGGCCAGGCGGCCGUGGGGGCCGGGCCGGGGCUGGCCAUGGAGGGCCAGGGCUGCGGGGAGGACUACGAGAGCCUGCCCACCAGCGUCUCCCCCUCCACCCACAUGGUGGCUGGGGCGGUGGCCGGGAUCAUGGAGCACACGGUCAUGUACCCCGUGGACUCGGUGAAGACCAGAAUGCAGAGCCUGCAGCCAGAUCCCAAAGCCCAGUACAAGAGCGUGUAUGGAGCCCUGAAGAGGAUGGUACUCACCGAGGGCUUCUGGAGGCCUUUACGCGGAAUUAAUGUCACCAUGCUGGGAGCUGGCCCUGCCCAUGCCAUGUAUUUUGCCUGCUAUGAAAAAAUGAAAAGGACUUUAAGUGACAUUAUUCAGCAAGGAGGAAACAGCCACCUGGCCAACGGCAUAGCUGGGAGCAUGGCCACAUUACUCCAUGAUGCAGUAAUGAAUCCAGCUGAAGUGGUGAAGCAGCGGAUGCAGAUGUACAACUCUCCUUACAAAUCUGUUUUGGACUGCAUCAGGACAGUGCACAGGACGGAAGGGUUUGGUGCCUUUUACCGGAGUUAUACCACACAGCUCACCAUGAAUGUGCCCUUCCAAGCUAUUCAUUUCAUCGUGUACGAAAUCAUGCAGGAGAAAAUCAACCCUCGUCGAGAGUAUAACCCCCGCUCGCACAUUCUCUCUGGUGCCAUUGCUGGGGCAGUGGCUGCUGCUGCCACCACCCCCCUCGAUGUUUGCAAGACAUUGCUAAACACUCAGGAAAACAUGGCACUGAGUUCACUAAACAUCAGUGGACACCUCUCGGGAAUGGUAAAUGCCUUCAGGACUGUGUAUCAGCUUGGUGGUAUCCCAGCGUAUUUCAGAGGAGUGCAGGCUCGUGUCAUUUACCAGAUGCCUUCUACCGCCAUCGCGUGGUCAGUGUAUGAAUUCUUCAAGUACUUCAUUACCAAGCACAAGCUGGAAAAGAGAACCCCCUACUGAAGGACUUGACGGGAGUGAACCCAAGCUUCACAAGUCUUUUAUAUAGAAGCUCCAUGAUUCUCUCCUCUUUUGAACAUGCCAAAUUCUGGUGGAUUCACAAUUGAAUUUCACUUUUUUCUCUCUCUCUCUCUCUCUCAAAGGGAGGGAUGAAGUAGUCACUGGAGAAAUUUGGCUCCCGUGUUUCUAGAAUCAAAUUAUCCAGAAACUUUUUGUAAUAUAAAUAUAUAUUUAUAAUUUUAUUUUUGAAAACGUAAAAUUGCUAACAAAUGGGGUUUCUUUCCCUCUGAACAAAGUCUAAGAUGCAAGGUUACCACCUCACCAUCGAGCUUAGACUGUUUGGGGGGCGGGGCCAAGAAAUAGCACAUUAACUUUUUGUUGCUAAGAAAGUAAAUAUCCUGUCACAUCAAAUUUUUAUAUAAAACUUUAAUAUAGAAUAGAUGGAAAAUGUUUAUCCUUUAUUUUUCUACAUAAGAACUUGUGGUUUUAUUAAUGAGACCACAGCUUGUGGCGGAGCUGUUUUAAAAAAGGGCUGAAUUCUUUCAUUGUAACAUGUAAGGAAAAAUGCCAAAGCUUCUUAAUUUUUUUUUUUUUUUAAACCAGAAUGGCUUUAUUAUUGGCAGCAUUGAGCCCAAAACAGCAGCCAGUGUUUUAAUUUGGGUUCUGUGAUGCCUCCUAUUUUUUGGUGCCUGCUUGAGACCCCUCAAGUUGGGUGGCCAAAAUUACCGGCUCUUCUUGGGAAGAAUCUUCAUCUAUUCCAUGUUUUUUAGCUAGUUGUUGACAUCUUAAGAUUUCUACCGUAAGGAUGAGUAUUUUUAGAAAAUGCUUAACAAUUUUGCUUAUAAGUACACUUACAGCAUUCUAAGGCUUUAUCACUUCCUUAUUUAUUCAUGGACUUAUUUCCUGAGAAGGCCCUGAUCCUGCUUACGUGAAUAACUGUCCACACAACUAGUUCCAGCUUUAUCUUUCACGUUGAUAAAGUUGCUCCCACACACAUGUACGCCAGAGCAGAGCAUCUGUUUACAGUUUCAUAAAGCAGCUUGGGUUGAGUGGUAAAAGGAGCAUAUUGACAACACACAAAGAUGAAAGGCCUUGGAAAAAAUGAAAGCCUUAACUAGGAGAACUGCAAAUCGCAAUCUUUUAAAAUUGAAGCAAAAAGCAGUGGCUUGCUGAAGUCCAAUUGAAGUGCCCUAAGAAAAAUCCCAAAGCUUCAAGUGCUCUUGGGAUUUUUGUUUUUUUGUUUCCUUUUGGCUUUUUGCUUGCUGCUAUGAAAUCCUCUGCUUUAGUCUGUGCUUCGUAGAAGACUCUGUGCAUUCAAAAAAGGACAUUUUAUCCCUUGGUCCUUUUUGUAGGCUUUUUUGCAAGCUGGAUUUGUGGAUGACUCAUCUCCGCUCAGUUGCCAUACCUCAUCGUCAUGUCUACUCAGUUGUUUACAAAGUGUAGCUCCUGUGCUUGAGGCUAGGAAAAACCAUUUAUUUUUGUGUGUUUGUUUUUCCUAGUUCAAACUGACCAAUGAUGCGAAUAGAGUGGCUGAAUUUUAAAAGCAACACUUGGUCAAAAGUUCUCUAAAUUCAGUGCAAUAUACUGCAGAGGAGGGAAACUUUUGAGUGCCUGAGGAGCAGGUUUGCUGAACUACAGAUAGUUCAUUGCUGGCUAGCCAUCUGGCUAGAUGAGGUGGUUAGCUUCAUUAUAAACUACUUGAAGGAUUUCUUUUUUUUUUUUUUUCUUUCCUUUGGUAGGCAAAUACAUGCAACUUAAUAGUUACACUCUUCAAUGGAACAUCAAUUGAGAAAUCCUUGUUUUAUCUGGACUUUUUUUUUACUUGCUAACAAAAAUUAACACGCAAAAUGAAGGAGUGAUAAUGCUGCAACUUUUUUAGUUUGCUUUUUUUCCCCUUUUUUUUUGUUUUUUUGCAGUAGGCAAUUCUAGUAAUUUCCUCCUUUCUCCUGUGGUUUGUGUGGAUCUUUUGAAUGGCAACAUGAGAGUCCUUUUAAGGGAAAGAGGGAAGUGUGAUUUAAAGCCACAAGUUGACAGACAGUCUGGGAGAAGGCAUAGCACUUGGAACUGCUCUAAUUAAUACAUGAAAUUGGAGCUGGGUGUCCCUCUAACCUCAUAUUUAAGUUUGUCAUGUAUCUUUUAUACCAGUUACUUCUGGUUUUCUUGCUCAUAUGGAAAAGGUAAAGUUUACCAUGUGUAACAUGCUUUUUAAUAUUUUUGGUGUGAUAUUUUUAUAUAAAAUACAAGUAACUUUUUUUUUUAAAUGAACAAUCGCCACAUAUUUGAUGCAUUUCAAUUAAGGUAUUUGAGAGAAACUGGCAGGCAAAUACUGCACUAGGCACUGGCUUUCAUGUAAUCUCACAUGACACUAAAUCACAGCUAAUUAGUUGGUAGACCAGUAUUUGGAGAAAUUAAAUCCCCAUACAUUCCCUUGAAAAGGGAAUUUAUAUGCACCUUGUAGAAAUUGUUCCUUCCCCAACUGAAAAGGAUUUUUAAAAUUAUAAAUGCAGGUUUUUGACAAGCUUUAAUUAUUAUUAUUUAGCAUCAUAGAGUGAAUAACGUGCCAUCUCCAGGUUACUGCCAUUAUGCAGCACUUGAAAUGUUUCAUAGUUGUCUCCUAAGACUAGGUGCUUAGCAUGUGAGCUUGUAAAGAGUUUUAUGCUGAAGUUUUGAAAGGAUUUGGAAAACCCAGUUUCCUCUCAAAAUUUGGUAGAAAAGGGGUAUUUGGGGGGGAGGGAGGGGGCAGGUUUGGCAACUUUGGAAGUUUCAUUCCAAAUUCUUAAAUGAUGCAAGAAUAAGCUAGGGGUUGCAUCAUGAAUGACAGGGGAAACUGUCAUAUAAAUAGUUUAUUUCUAUUAGAGGUAAGCCUGCCAACAUGUAGAAAUAGCCAACUUUCUGGAAAUCAAAUCUCAGGUUCUUAAGGUCCUCACACUGUUGUGGCAAUGAAAAAUUUGUUAACAUUAACUUUAUUCAUUGGAAGAGAGUUAUUUAAUGGAUGAGUCGCUUUCAAGAGGCACUGCCUUCAGUUCAUAGCAUUUGAUAAGAAUCUGGGAUUUGUAAACUUUGAAACUUUUUAUUACGGUUCUGUUUCAAAGAUGGUAUAAAAGCAGUUAGUCUCCCCCUCUCCCCCAUCUUGAUUCCAGUAAUCCAAAGGCAUUUCUCUGUAGAUCUUCCAGUUGUGUGAAAUGAUGGCUUGUAGCAAGGAUCAUGUCAGAAUAAGUGGUUGGGAUUUUUUUCCCCAGAUGUAUAUGGAUGGUUUAACUGUUCAAGUCCUUUUAAAUGAGGUGGUGAUACUUGGAGAGGGUGUAUUAAUCCCUAUUCAGCUUUGUGGUAUAGCUGUUACCCCUGAAGAGAGAAUAUGCCAGUGUCGGGGGAAACUGGAUUUUCUUCUGGCCACAUAUCCUAAAGUUUCACAUUAAUGUUGCAGAUCGGAAGCCAACAGGAAAUUGCUUCUGGACUGGGAAAGUGAAGAACUGGCACCUAUUGGGAACGGGGAGGAGGAGUGGGAGGCAGGGGAAGAAAUUUCUAAUAGGUUGUACUUAUUCUGGAAAGUCACUUGAGACAGUAACCUGGAGCUGCACAUAUCAUAUCUUGUUUUAGCCUCCCUUUUUCAAAGCAUUACUUUAAAAUGGGACUGCUUGGCUAUAUUUGAUGCUAAGUAAGCAGGAAAAUUAUAGCUGUAGAGUAAGACCAGGUAAUAUACCCGUCUUUAGUGUGAACUCUUCAGCGUCUGGAACUCCACUGCUUAAAUACUGAACUGACCUGCAUUAUUUUGAAUAGUUAGUUACAUGGGUUUUUGUUCCUUUCAACUUCUUAGCUUGAAUCCUGCUGAUGACUUUGGCCUGGCCAGUUUAGGUUGAUCCUGCAAUCUUUAGGGUUAGUGGCAAAGCUUCUAUUGACUAAGUGCUGAAAGAUAAGACAUCAGGGAUCAGUCUGUACUGCCUUCAGCGAGGGUCUGAAUAAGUCACUGAGGAAUAAACCACACCUCCUUGUAAUGUGCUCAGACCUGCAAAUUUAUGGAGUAGACAAGAGCCCGAGUGUUAAUUCAUGCACUCUGGGCCUCAGCUGUUGACUGCAAAUCUGCAGGCCUGGGUGUGAGUGAAUGGGGUUCAUUUUUUGGUAACACUCCCCAACAGUCUCGGGAUGCAGUGAGGUCCCAGGCAGCCAGAUUUACCUAGUUCAGUACUGGGACUUGGACCAUGUUUUCAGAUAGUUCUGUUACUCUUUAGGCAUUGGUAUAAUUUAUUAAAACUCCUGAGAGUUUGCAUGUCAAGUGUAUUAAUUACCCUUGAAAAUCUGACUGCUAUAAUGGGGACAAGGUGAGCUUUUACACAGAACUGAAGUUGUUGAGAGUACGUGGGUGUCAAGCACUUGAAAAUUUAGGACUAACCCUGUGUAAUCUUCUGUGUUUUUAUAAUCAAAAGCAGAUCAAUAGUUUAAGUGUGGAAAGGGAACAUCUUAAAGCCUUGCCUAGUUUUCCUUUUAUUGCAGGAAUCAUAAUGUAGCUCUUGUUUACUCCAGCUUGAACUGCUGGAUCUCCAGGCUAAAGCAUCUUCACCAAAGUUAUGUAGAGUAGCAUCUCAUUUAGGAGAACUGAGAGUGCUGGUUUGUUCUGCCAACAACUUUCUGCUGAAUUUUAAACUUUGUAUGUGAAACACAUGUAUUGCUGCUUUGUCUGCAACAAACGCACAUAUUUUUUUUUAAGGGAGAUGAGUGUUAAAUAUUUUUUUGUUUUAAGUUGAUAGCUGCAGUUUUUAAAACUGCAUUUCUGCCUUUCUUGGAAUUUUACAAAGUACUUUUUUUUUUUUUUAAAAGAGAACAUAUAUUUAACAUUGCAGAAAAUGUGGUUUCUGAAAUGCUGCUACAGUCACAACACUGGAGCUCAAGGAAUAAAAUGUUUGAUCUUUGUCCUUGUAAGACUUGUGUGUGUGUUAACUUUAUAUUGGAGAAGUGGCGUUGAGGGUGUAACAAGGAGGGUUGGAAGGGUUUUGACAGAAGGGAGAGAAAAGCUAAGAAUUUACCUAUGUGUAGAAAUACUUGUAGCUAGUUUAAAAAUUCCUUGCGUUACAAUUAUUUGGUAAAGUAAUUUACACUCAUUCAAGAGUAAUACUGAAGAGAUGAACAACUUUUCCAGGAGGAGUGAGUUUGGCAGGAAUUGUUUAGCCUUUGAAAUCAACAAAUACAGAGUUUUUUGGCUUAUUCAAUAAUGCUUUUUCUAUUACAAAACUGAUAGAAACUUUGAAAUUCCUCCUUAGCUGAAAUAUUUGGGUUUUUCCUUCUUCCAGAGUAAUGCCCAAUAUUCUUAACUGUGUGUCUGUUGGGUUUUUCUUGGUAUUUAUGGAAUUGAGUAAUACAAGAUUCUGUUCCUGUCAUGUACACUCAGCAUUAACACACAAACCAAUAAUGUGUUAUAUUUAGCUUCAAAUGUUAUACUUGUGUAAAUUAUUUGUAUUUGUUUUUGUUUUUCUCUUCCUCUUACCCCCCCAAAAGGCAACUUCAGGUACUCAGAACCACCAUGCCAAUCUGUUUCCACCCCCUUCACACCCACCUUUCAGCUUUUUGGCUAUUUCAGGUGCACUCGCAUUGCAUCCAAGUUUCUCUCUGGUUCCAUGGAAGUUAUAACAUUUUGGAAUCUAAGGUGAAAUUCAUAUAAUCAAGAGCUGGGUUUUUUGGAAACCAAUAUAACUUUGGAAAAAGAUUUGGUAAUGCUGUACAGCUCAGGCCAUUCACUUACGAGUGCAAUUUUCUAUCCUCGCUGAGAUGGUCUGCUCCCAGUUAUCGCCACAGGGUGGCAGCUUGUAGACACUUUUGGUUUUGGACUGGCUCUACCUGCAGUUCUAUUUCAAUCUUGUUUUAAAUUACCAUUCAAGCAGAUAUUGUUUUUUGGCAGCAGAGCUGACUGUUACUGCCACUCUGAUUUCUCUCUCUCUCUCUUUCUCUCCAGAAGUCUGCAGAGUAUUGUUCUGAGGAUCAAUGGUGGGCCAGCAUUUUAGCUAGUAUCCAAUUUUGUGUGCCUCCCUCAAUAUUGUCAUGUAAAGAUCACCCCUCCAAAUCUGUGUAGCUUGGUGGAAGAAAAGCUGCUCACCUUCUGCUGAUGGCGAGUCUGGCAGAACUGGGACUAAAACCCAGGGCUCUGAAGACCUGUGCGUAGUCCGUCUUCCUCUCUAGCUACUUGUAAAGGUGGCUACAUCUGAUUCUUCCUUGUCCUUUCCUCAAAUUAAUCCUGAUCAUUCUUGUCCCUGAAAACGUUUCCCUGGGAGGUGUGUGCUUGGAGCUCGAAUUUAGUUUUUUGAUGAGUCCUAUAGGCAGUACUCUUUGUCUUAAAAUUUUUAUAAGGCUUCAGGUACUGAAGGACUGCACUAUUCCCUGGACUUCAGGUGUGUGCUAAUAUCCUCAAACAGAAAUACCAAAUUAAAAACAGGUAUGUAAUUACUUACUUCUCAAGUACAGCUGUAGGUUUCAUGUGAAGCGAUAUCACAACUGACUGAAAAUGCAUGGAAGAUGGAUGCUCCAUGGGCAGAAGUCUCCUGGAUGUAGAAGUGAGUAUAAGGAUUGAAGUUCAGCCCAGCCUGAGGUGACUGCUUGGGCUAUGUCGAGUAAGGUAUGCUGGUGUCUGUAUGCAGUGUCACGAGAGGGCUGUGGCCAGCAUCAUGCCUGAUCACCUUGGCUUCCCCUAACUGAUGACCAGGCAGCCUCUCAGACCUGGGUCAAAUGGAUGCAGCUUUGUCUCAGCCCAAAGCAAGACUUGCACUUGUACUUCUAAAUCUGUAGCAAAAUGCCUUAAUGGCUCUGCUGCCACACAUUUAUUAUAGCCCAGGGUAAUCCCUAGCUGAGAGGGUCUGCCAGAACACCUUACCCCAAUCCUGUGGUCUGGUGUCCUGCUACUGCUGCUGGUGUUGGGAUUCUUUCACCUCAUGCAAGAGAAGCAGUGCAGGGGUGGAGCUUUGCAAGUGAAGCAUGGGAACAGCCCUACUCUGCUUGUUCAGGAUCCUACCUCUAACAGUUUGCACCUCACUGAGAGAUGCAAACUGCAUUCAUCUGCUUUCAGUUUUAAUGGAGUGGUUUAGUACUUGCAUGUGAAACUUCCAAGGAACACUUACUCCUCCUAGGUGCGGUGUUGUGUUCGAGUAGGAGUAUGUUUCACCACUGAAGGCCUGAAAGCGUGUUAUUCUGGUCAUCUUGAGGUCCUAACACUGGAAGGAAAAGAGUCCUGCUUUGGUUUUGCAAGAGGAAUCCUGACAGCUUGCCCAAACUCUGUUUUAGGUAAUUUUGAAGACCUCACUUCUUCCUGCCUGGUUGGUAGAAACACACUUAAUUACCUGAGCUCCUCUCUCUAGCGAAGGCCAUUUUGGCAGGGUUGUAGAAUCCUUGGGGGGAGGGGGGGUUUAGUAGGAAUAAUGUCAACUGCAAUUGCUAUGUAUUGCAAUCUCCUUCAGAACUUACUGUCUCUGGGGGAUCCCCAGGAAUGGCCUCAUAUGAUUUUGACAAGGAGAUCAAGUAUAAUUUGUUACCUUUCAGUUUUGUCUUGAAAAUGACAGAUUUGAAAUAAAUGCUAAUCCCCCAGGUAUGUAUGCUCCAGCAGUAUAACUUGUUAAUGCCACUCGCACUGUGCUGCUAUUAAGCAAGAUACCCAAGACGUACAGAUUAAUUUCUGGUUGUCAUACCUAGAGUCCUUUUGAGAGACACUAAUUCUCUCCUACCAUUCAACAUGUGUCAAGUUGUCAUGCUAAAAGGAAGAGAGUCAAUUCUUGACUGCAGCUUUGAUGUAAACAGCGGACUGUUGCUUUAUUAAUGUGCACCAGGUGCUCGACUUCUGAGACCCUCAAGCAAAGCAGAGGAGGUCUGGUCACAUUUCACCCCUUUAUCUCCUGCUGCACUAAAAGUUGAGUUUUGAUCUCUGCUUCUAUUGCAAAUCACCCCAUGUUUUUGGAGGGCAGGAACUCGCAAAGGAGGCAAAGCUAGAGUCUGACAGUAGUUGGCAAAUGCUAUACAACCUGCUUUUUUUUUUUUUAAGGUCCUUUUCAGGUAGACUGAUACCUUUUGGAAUUCAAUAUUGCAUUCAACCUUUACUAUCCAAUAUCGUGUUCAACUCACUGUGCCCCACCAGUCCUUUUACCCCAAACAAGGCAGCUGAAACAAAACAAAGUAAAAUAAGAGAAUUAAAAAAAAAAAAGGGGGUCCCCUUAACCUUUGCAUUUAUUUUACCCCCAAAAGACAGGUGAUCCUGAGAGCGUACAGUCUUUCCUAGGAGCCUUGUUGCUUUUGAUUUUUAUGGGGAAAAUGCUCAGAUAUUGCAGGGAUGGGCUACAGUACAAAAUACAAAGGCAGAUGGAUAAUCAGCAAGUAUCAAUCAUCUUAUGGCUUCCAUGCCUGUAAGAAAAUGUUCAAAGCCCAGGCAGUGUCUCAGAUAUUCAAGACUGGAGAUUGCGGGGGCGGGGGAGGAACUAUGAUGCUAUCUGGACCCUUUCUCCGUGGGGCAAGUUGCAGGCUUGUAUCUCAAGGUUCACUUUUUUUAUAUGCUUUGUCCUUUUAUGUGGCUCUUGUGAAAAACUACAAGCAUUUCUUUGUGGAGACUGUUGCUCAGAGAAAAAACUCGGGGUUAACUAAUGCUUUUUCUGAUAUGUAACUUUUGGUUCCCUUUUUAUUUUCUGUUUAUCUAUGAUCCAGGGUACUGUGCUCUGGAAUGAGAAUCCUACAGGACAAGGCCUGGUGAUGUUUAGUCGGACACUGUAUUUAAACUCAUAUUGUUCGUCAUGUUUCCACUCCCCUAUCUUCCCCCUGUGUUUUUUGUGUGUUACCUCCUGUCAAAAGUAGCAGGAAUGCAUUGCAACUGGAGAUGUUGUGUAUUAACAAACAUUUUAAUAGUUGGAGGGCCAUCAGUAGUAGACCAAGCGUUAAUUAUGGCAAGAUCAAACUGGUUUAGUCUAUUCUGACAGAAUAGAAUCAACUAGGAUGAGGUUUAUAAACAGAAAUUAGUACACUUGCACACAGGUACAAGGAAAUUUGAGCCCACGUGCAACCUAACGCCCUGAUGUAUCUUCUCAUAAUUUCCCAUAGCUGAUUCUACAUUGCACCCAAAGCCAUUGUAACGUGACAUGACUCCACUGCUGCAGGAAUCACAGGGUGGAGCUGUGUGCUUUGCAGGAGACGCUGCCAAACUGGUGCAGAGCGGAGCGUGGCCUGAAAACUUACAGGCUUAAUUCCUAUCUACAGUGAGGCUUUUGCACCUGUUUCAACAGGGAAAAGAGGGCUUAAAGUGUGUGUGUGUGUGUGUGUGUGUGUGUGUGUGUGUGUGUGUGUGUGUGUGUGUGUGUGUGUGUGUGUAUAUAUAUUGGGGGCUGCUAGGAGUAUGAGGUGCAGUCCUGGAACUCUAGAAUAGAAAGUAAGAUGCAUCAUGUUCAUGAGGGACUAGACAGAGGAAUAAAAGGUAAUUGCCAUCCAAGAAAAAAUGCUCCCUCAAUAAUCCUUGAUGGUUUGCUAGUGCUCCCAAUCUAAUGAUUCCAGAGAACUGAAACAUCAGUGCAGAUCCCCAGUGGUUAUGAAGUAGCACACUGGUGCUAUGGUGCUUUUUCUCUGAGAGCCUUCCCAUUAAUGAGGGUAGCUUCCACUUUAGUAGCAGAAUAGUCUUAUUUUAUAGAAAAGUGGGGGAAGGGAAGAUAUCUAUCUAGAAGUGACAGUGCAGCUGGAAACAGAAUGCACCUGUCCCACAGAAGUCAGUGAUGGAGCCAAGAAUAAAAUGGGGUCCCCAGACUGCUGUGAUGUUUUAAAUGCUUGGUUUUGCUCUCUGACUGACAGUCUCUAGGAUCAUUAACAAAGAAGUUGCAUGCUGAGACCUGCAGCGUAAGGCCCCUUUUGCAUCAAUAAGGCAACAUUAGCAGAGUGCACUGGCAACAAAAGGGGCUGCACGUGUGAGGAGUCUUUUUUGUGUAGCUAUUCUCAUGAGACAGCCAAACAGGCACAUUGCAAGGCCCUGACUGCAGGAAGCAGCAGUUUCCCGAGUAGAAUUAUAACAUGUAUUGACAUCUCUGUUUUGAGAUUUGCAUGGCUUUUCUAUAGAGAAAAUGAUGGCUCCACAUCUUCCAAGAUCUUAUAUUUAAAGAAGCUACAAGCAUCAAACAAGACAGACUCACCCAGCACAUCCUGGCUGCUACCUUUUGAUUUUAUCUGUCAUGUGCUCAGGAUAUUUCUCUUUUUUCCAUAUUCCUGUCAGCCCAUCUAUAAAAUGGGGAUUGUGAUUUUUGGUUUUCCUUCGUAAGGUGUUAUGGGGACACAUGAUGCUGGUGUUACUACCAUGCAUAACGUAAUGAUCCAUAAGACAGAGUCCAAGCAGUGUUCUGAUAUGAAGUUCAUGCUGCCAGUUUCAUUUAAGGCACUAAGAGGAAAAAGAGAAAUUUGGAGUAGAUGGACAAGGCACUGAAAUGCUGGGCGAGAGACUUAGACUGAGCAGGAUCACCUCUUCUCCUCUAUUGCUUUACUCUGAACACCUCCAAAGCUGAACACCCCUUUGGAAGGUGGGGCAGUCUUAACCCCAUUUUACAGAGGAAGGCCUAAUGUACACAACAGUUAAAUGACCUGCCUGUGGCCAAAUGGAGAGUCUGUGGCAGAGCACUGAAUUAAACCUAAGUCUUGAGUUUCAGCCUAGGGCUCCAAACUCUGGACUAUUUUUUCCAUCUCGGCAAUGAAGGCUAUAUUGUAGGCAGUACUUCUAGGUAUAGAGAUUAGACUGGAGCACUUAAGAAUAUACAGCAAAGCAAAUUCUUGCACUAAAUGGGGAAUGAUCAUCCCAUGUAACUUUCUGAGAUUUCUUUAACUCUAGGACACCAAUCCAGUGUUUGAGUGAGUAGUUCUGCAAAAGUGUGAAGAGGAAAUUGCUUAUAUCAAAAUCAUCCCAGAGAGGAACAUAGGGAAAAGGCAAAUGCUGAGAUUUAUGAUAAAUUCAGAGGAGUAACCAGAGCUUCCCAAAAAUGAGACGCAAACUGUUUAUCUACAUAUGGCAAGGGCAUUUUCUCUUGAGAACAAGAAGCACUGAGAAGAACAAACAAAGUCCCUAAAGCUAUAUGGAGUUUUAUUUUUCCUGUGUGCGUCAUACUUUUCAACACUACUCCUUGAAUCCAUUGAUCCUAUUAUCAAACUGUUUCCAUACCUAUUCAGAGAAAUUAGCCUGCACAGAAAUUUCCCUUCCUCCAUCUUUCAAAUCAUGUGCAUUGUGCAUACUUCUGCUGCCUCAAUCCACUGACAAAACCAGGCAUUUCACAUCAUGUGGUCAAACUUAAAAAGUAGAUAAAACCCUUCUAAUUUGGCUGCCUGAAGUCAAUCUCUUAACUCUCUACUUAGGUACUUCAGCAAUAGCAGACUGAGGCUCAGAGGUACUCUGGUUUGAUCAUUUGGGCCAGGUGUCAGUAUAUUGCUAAUGCAGAAGUGUAGGCUGCUUGAGGAGCAGAAUUCAGCAGGGGAGAGGAACUGGGUAGUGGCAAGUUGUCCAAAAGCUUGAGAACAAAUAAGACUGCUAGUAUGUUGAGAUCCCUAUUUAGCAAGCUGAUGAAGUUUGUCUCAUUGUUUCCUUUUCCUCCACUGAUGUGUUUCCAUCCAUCUGUUGUCACUCUUCUUUUAUGCUGUUUGGGGUGGGGACUGUCUCUUUGCUUGUGCUUGUACAUAAGGGCAUAUAGCACUUGGAAAGCUAGACCAGGAGCUAGUGGGAGUUUGGCACUCGGUCCAGUUCUGCUAUGAAGCCUGGUUUUCAGGAGUGGGCACGCAUGUUACUCCACAUCAUGCCCCAUAUUAUCUACUGAGUGACACAGGCUUUGCAGCUCAUCAGUCUCGGAGGGCCCUAUGCAAAUCCAUGAUACAAAGGCCUGUCCAACCACUGCUUUACCUUUCUGUGCCAUGAAUAAACACCAGUUAUCCAAAGCAGAAAAUGCAGUGCUCAUUGACGUCUUCGGUAUGCUGCUCAGCGGGCCAAGUUUCCAGACUUGAGCUUACUGGAAAAGUGACUUGGGUGACUUAGAAAGCCACAAAACAAUGUAUUCAAUGUAGAGUUAUCCAUUUCACCUGCUUGCAAUGCCUCCACUGCUGUAAUACAGUUAUGAGCAUACUGGACAACCUCCACCAAGGGAUUUAACACUCGGUGACUGUGUUGAAUAAGUGCACAAUGCAGUGGGACUUUUGCAUACAAGAGAUGAUGAGUGAGCAGGAUGCACUGUGCUUCUAGUUUGUACAUGCUGAGCAGGAAGGGUGGUUUUCAGUGGCAAGUUGGAUCCUGGGUCAGGGUUUGCAGCCAAGCUUCAGUACACAUGGAGGAAAGGUGGAUUUAACACAGUGCCAAGAGGGUCUUCCUUGUGUCCCAGAGGGUGAUGAAAACCAGGCAAUGGUUUUAGAGCAAAUCACAGCUAAACCUGCUCACUCAACUAACCUCUUUGUGCUCCACAGGUGGUAAUGGCUCACUUCCCUUUUGUGUGGGUUUAUUCCUUUCCAUAAUUAAGUAUGUUUAUAAAGACUGCCCUUUACUUGGUGUGCAGCUACUUUUAAUAACUUCCCUUCGCUCCACAGCUUUACUGCCUACUUCCUUUUAUAAGUGUGAUUAUUCUCACUACUAUUUUGCUGAGUGAGUAUCUGCUUCCUUCCCUGACUGAAGGAAGUCGGGGUUUUUUUGUUUGUUCCCAAAGCCCGUACACAAUUAGUCUAUGAAACAAACUUUUUUUUCUCACAUUCCCUGGAGCAUCAUAGGAAUGAACCAGGGAGCAGUGGUGUACAAUACCACUACAAAAACAUCAGGAUCUAAAAUCUUUAUUAGCCUUCUCCCACAAAGUGUGUGAUGCCCGAGGAUACUUAAGAAGCCCUGGUCCCAGAGUUUAGGAACUGGGAGCAGAUCCUGAGGCAUGCAGAUGCAUUGUGAUGACCCUGCUACAACACCCUGCAUAGAAUAGAAUAGAAAAAUUGAAUAGUCUAAAUGUUUUAUUCCCAUUUGUUCUUGCCACUAGGUAAAUCUUUUCCCUCUGUGAUGUUUUUUCUCCCUGUUUCUAUAAACAGUCCUCAUAUCCGAUUCAGCCUUUUAGUCUGGUAGGCUAAACAAGUCAAGCACUUCUAGUCUUCUCUCAAAAUAUAUAUUCUCCAUUCCCUUGAUCAUCCCAGUUCCCCUUCUCUGCACCAGUUCCAGCCUGAAUUCAUCUUUUGACGUUUUGAGUGGUACAUAAACCUUUUUGCAGGUUGCUCCAGCUAGGGAGUCUAGGGAAAAACCAAAACAAGACGACAGAACAUUGAUGUCUUGAAAUCCAGAAUAGACUGCUUUGUUUGACUGAUGUGUUUACCAAGAGGAGAUCAAAUGAUAAAGUAUUAUUUAUGUUCAGUAAAAUGUCCUGAAUCGGUUUCUAUUUCAGUUUUCAUCAUAGAAUAAAUAUUUAAUCUUUUCCCCCCUUUGUAGGAAAUGUGUUCUGAAAGGUGAGAGAUGUACUGGAGGGGACUUUGUAUUAUUUAUCUGCGGAUCUAGUGAGUGGCAAGACUGUCUCAAUUUUUUCAUAUGCCAGCGUUGAAAUUAAAACUGUUUGGAGAAGAAUCCUUUUCCAGGUAUAAAAUAGAGUUCACACAUAUACAUCUUAAAUGCAAAACAGUGCUUUCAUAUAAUAUAUAGAAGGAGCUGGUAAUAGCCCCUGCAUUUAACUUGCCCUAACAUUCAGCAUUAAGGAAGAAUCCUCCGACUCUUUUUAGGACUUAAUACCCCCUUUAUUUGCAGGAGACUCGGGAAACUGCACAGAGGGUACAUCUACACGUGAAAUUAAGGCAAAGGAAUAAACUCUGGAGCAGUUUCAGCCAGAGUCAACUGCUCCUGGGUGCAGUGUCUCCACAUCCAUCCAGGGCAGCAGCACUUUGAGCCAGGACGGAAAAGCCCCAGGCUGGCAGGGGGCAAGGAGGGUUAGCCCUCUGGGCUUUGAGUGGGGGAAUAGGGUGGCAGAGGGGAUGGGUGGGGCCUGAGGGUCAGGCAGGAGUUAAUGCCCGCAGUACCCAUCUAGACAUGGAUUUGAUUGAACAUAAUGAUUGCCGUAAGAUAGUACUGUCCCCCACAGUACUAUCAGAGUUUACUGUACCCUAAUACCAGCACACGUGUAGACUGUGUUGCAUUGCUGUGGAGCUAAUUAGUCUACUCUGCAGCAAAGUGAACAUGUAGAGGCACCCGGGGAGAAAAACCAAGUGCUUUUUCUUUUUUAAUAUAUAAAUAAAAUGAGGCACGUCUUGUAUCUUGCUGACUUUAUCAUUCUAUUUGGGUCAGUAAUUAAUAAUAGCACUCCCCAGAGCCUUUCCCAUAUGCCCCUAUUCAUUUUUGUGUCACUCUAAAUAUCAGUGUGUGGAAUCAGAAAAAAAUAAAUGCCUUAAACUUUGAUCAUUUGAGUUAUAAGAUGACAUAACCGCUUUGUGGAGAAUUGCUGGCUCUGGACAGUAGAACAGAUAAGGGAAAGUGUUUGUUCUUUGUAACUCCUCUGCAACUGCUUUGCUCACUGCGGCCUUGAAGAUAGCAAAAAGUAUGUACAACUCUGAUUUUCAGGUGCAGGCAGGGAGUGUUAUUUCUCCCUUGUCUCCUCCAUAGUUCUCAUCCUGAUAACAGCAAAGAAGUAAUGAAGUAAUGUUUAUAGCUGCUUUUCUAGCUAAUUUCACUAUAUGAUCACAUGAGUUGUAAGCGACUAUUAAAAAGUAUAUAAGCCUCCUGAUUUUGCUCUUGGGAGGGAACCCCUUCCAAGUGCUUGGGAGAUCCAUGUCACUUUGGAGUCCCCCCUACAGCUGUAGUUUCUUUUGAAUAAAAGCUUCUGCUGACCUGACCCAAAA
Alligator mississippiensis (American alligator) is the source of this 15862-nucleotide messenger RNA. RefSeq names its product solute carrier family 25 member 37 (gene SLC25A37). The record is from RefSeq and is a predicted model, not a curated record. The coding region runs from base 47 to 1057 and encodes 336 amino acids. Gene Ontology annotation, biological process: iron import into the mitochondrion. Gene Ontology annotation, cellular component: mitochondrial membrane. Gene Ontology annotation, molecular function: ferrous iron transmembrane transporter activity. Lineage: Eukaryota; Metazoa; Chordata; Crocodylia; Alligatoridae. The transcript is spliced from 4 exons.